UGGGAGGGGGGGCUGUACUGGGGGCACUGGUGUGCUCUAGGAUCCAGGGUGGGGUCCAGGGGAGCUGAGGGAGCUGAACUGGGAGGACUGGUGGUGAGUGGGUGCCAAGCGUGGAGCUGCACUGGGAGCACUGGUGUUUCCUGGUGAGCACCCCCAGCCAUGGCGCUGCUCCCUGCCGUCCGCCUGGCCUGCCUCCUGCUCCUGGUUGACCUGGUGGUGCUGGCGGCGCUGGCCCAGCUGGCCCCGGCGCUGGCAUGGUUGGGCCUGGCAGCUGCCUGGCUGGAAGCCGGACUCCGGCUGCUGGCGUUUAUCGUGGCCGGGUGGCUCCUGGCGCCGGGGGGUCCCCAGGGCGCCGCCGUCGUGCUCAGCCUCAGUCCAGCCAUCUUCCUCACCCUCCGGAGCCUCCUGGUGCCUUAUGGUGCCGCACCGGCGCUGCUGGCCACGGCCACACCAUCAUGGUUGGCCUUGACCCACGUCACAACUGCCGCGGCGCUGCUGACUUGGGCCACGCCGGCGCCCGGCGAGGCCGUGGGCACCAAGUCGCCGGUGGCCGUGGGGCGGCUGCUGGCGCUGGCACGGACCGAGUGGCCUGUCCUCGGUGGUGCCUUCCUCUUCCUGGUGUUGGCCGUGCUGGGUGAGUCCGCGGGGCCGUAUUGCACCGGCAAAGCCCUGGAUGCCGUCAAGCACGGGGAUGGACCCACCGCCUUCACCAUCGGCCUGGUCAUCGCCGCUGAUUUGGGCAGCUCGCUGUUCGCUGGCUGCCGUGGGGGUCUCUUCACCUUGGCGCUAGCCCGGCUCAAACGGAACACCCGCUACCGGCUCUUCUCCUGCCUGGUGCGCCAGGAUCUGGCCUUCUUCCAGAAGACACCGGCAGCCAAACUGUCCGCCCGGUUGGCCAACGACGUGCCCCUGUUGUGCAACGCGGUGCCGAGCAGCGUCAACGUGGCGUUGCGGAGCUUGGUGACGGUGGUGGGGUUGGGUGGCUUCAUGGUGGGGCUCUCGCCCCGCCUGGCGCUGCUGGCGCUGCUGGAGGUGCCCCUCGCCAUCACCGCGCGCAAGGUCUACAAUGCCCGGUACCAGGUGCUGCAGCGAGCCAUGCUGGAUGCCACGGCCAACACGGCGGCGGUGGUGCAAGAGGCAGUCUCCUCCAUCGAGACGGUGCGGACCUUUGCCGGGGAGGAGGAGGAGGAGCGCCGUCACAGCCAGGCACUGGCCGAGAUGCUGGGGCUGAAGGACCGGAUGGACGUGGAGAAGGCGCUCUUCACCCUCGUCCGGCGGGCGCUGCAGCUGGCUGUGCAGGUGCUGGUGCUCUGCUAUGGGCACCGGCAGCACUCUGAGGGGACCAUCACCACCGGCAGCCUCGUCACUUUCCUCCUCUACCAGGAUAAAGUCAGCCGCCACGUGAUGGCACUGGUCUUUGGCCACGGCGACUUGCUGAGCAAAGCAGCAGCCGGCCGCAAGGUCUUGGAGUACCUGGACCGGGAACCCACCGGGGACAGCGGGGGUACGUGGGCGCCCACCACGCUGCGGGGCCACGUCUCCUUCCAGCGCGUCUCCUUUGCCUACCCCAUGCACCCCAAGCACCUCGUCCUGCAGGACGUCUCCUUUGAGCUGCGCCCUGGUGAGGUGACGGCGCUGGCAGGGCUCAAUGGCAGCGGGAAAAGCACCUGCGCGGGGCUGCUGGAGCGCUUCUACGAGCCCGGGGCCGGGGAGGUGCUGCUGGACGGGGUGCCGCUGCGGGACUACGAGUACCACUACCUGCACCGCCAGGUGGUGUUGGUGGGGCAGGAGCCCGUGCUUUUCUCCGGCACCAUCCGAGACAACAUCACCUUCGGGCUGGAGGGCUGCACGGAGGACGAGGUGAGAGCGGCCGCCGCUGCUGCUGGUGCCCUGGACUUCAUCUCGGCGCUGGACCAGGGCUUCAACACCAGUGUGGGGGAGAAAGGGGGGCAGCUCUCAGCAGGGGAGAAGCAGCGGAUCGCCAUCGCCCGGGCCCUGGUGCGGCAACCCACCGUCCUCAUCCUCGACGAAGCUACCAGUGCCCUGGAGAGGGAGGGCGAGGAGGCGCUGCAGCAGUGGGUGCGGAGCUGGGGGACCCGGACGGUGCUGCUCAUCACCCACUGCCCGCGGAUGCUGGAGGCGGCCGACCGCGUCGUGGUGCUGGAACGCGGCACCGUGGCCGAGACGGGGACGCCUGCUGAGCUGCGGCACCGCUGUGGGCCCUACAGCCGCCUGCUGCAGCGCGCUCCUGGCACGGGGUGGCCAGAGACGACGGGGACGGGCUGCGGGGAAUAGCGGCUGGCUCCUGCCCCAGGGGCUGGGCAGAAGGGGCCUGCUCCCAUCGGGAUGGAGAUUUGUACAAAAUAAAACAGAACUGCUGCGGAGGGGAGCUGGCUGGCUUGCAGGGGUGGGGGAAAAGAGCCUUGGUCACAGACCCUACACACCGCACCGUGCCGGAGAAAACCAACUCUACCCCAGCCAAACCCAGCCCAGCCCUUGACCCGAGGCUGCGAGAACAGCCCCGCCACUGUUAGAGGAGAAACAGCCUGUUGGAAGGUGGAAUCAGCAUUUAUUGUGUGAACCAGGAAAUGUACGCAUGCAGAAGAAAUCAAUUGCAACCUUGAAAUUUGUCAUCAUUGCAGUGCUCAACUUAAAAA
This is a messenger RNA of Phalacrocorax carbo (great cormorant), 2657 nucleotides long. NCBI's taxonomy places the organism in Eukaryota, Metazoa, Chordata, Aves, Suliformes, Phalacrocoracidae. The record is from RefSeq and is a predicted model, not a curated record.